GGCCGGGUAGCGCGAGAGUUCUGGUUCCGGUUAUCAGAUCAAGUUCGAAUGUAUUGUUUCCGAGCUUUGGUCUCGAAUCAGCAGAUCUCUGCCGCUCCUGUUUUCUCCUGCUUUCUUCAAUUGCUUUCCACCUUGAUUUCUUCACAACAAUAACAGCUGAUUGUUUGCUUUAUAAAAUAUUCUGGACUGAUAAUGACUGAUAAACUGCCCGCCUUCCUCGCAGCCCUGACCCCCGAACAGCUCCAAGGCUUCAACGACUUCAAGUCCGCCAUCCCGGCCGUCGUCAAGGAAGCGGAAUACAGCGAGAUCUAUGCGCACAACAUUCUAGCGACCGACUCUGCCGCGGUUGACGCGAUCAUUCUCAAGUUCUUGGUCGCAAACGCGUACGAUGUGCCCGCGGCGCGGGCGCAGAUUCUCGGGACGCUCAAGUGGAGAAAGGAGUUUAAGCCCUUGUCGGCUGCGUUUGAGGAGGUGCAUGAUGCAAAGUUUGACGGGCUCGGAUACAUCACUGAGGAUAAGUCGAAGCCGAACGGUGAUAUCGUGACGUGGAAUUUGUACGGACAGGCGGCGGGAAAGCCUGAAGUCGUGUUUGGCGAUACCGAGCAGUUCUUGAGAUGGCGCGUCGGUGUUAUGGAGCGGGGACUGCAGCUGCUUGAUUUCGCGAGCGAGAGGACAAAGAUCGACCAGGUUCACGACUACAUGAAUGUCAGUUUUCUGCGAAUGGAUCCCAACGCGAAGAAGGCCUCAAAGGCAGCAGUCGCCAUCUUCAGCAGCCAUUAUCCCGAGCUUUUGGGCCGCAAGCUGUUCAUUAACGUGCCUUUGAUCAUGGGCUGGAUGUUUGCCGCGAUGAAACUUUUGGUCUCGAGAGAGACGAUGGCGAAGUUUGUAGUGCUGAGCUAUGGUAGUCAGCUGGUGGACUAUCUUGGACCUGGCAUUCCGGAGGUGUAUGGUGGAAAGGGACAGCCUUUGAAGGAACAGGAUAUCUACAGCUCCAUAACUCUUCCCGCUGGUUUCACUAUCCCUAUAGUCGAAGCCGCGCCAGAGCCUGCUACGACUACCGAUGCUGCUACUGAUGUUCCUGCUGAUGCUCCUGCUACCAGCGAGGAAAAAUAGUCGAUGCAGUUGUCUGGUUGAUGAGUACAUGUGAGAGACCGCUGCUGUCCUAUUUUGUUGUGUGAAGCUUACAUGCUUAAUUUAUAAUGUAAUAUGAUUUUGAAGUGCAAAAGGCAGAGGACUGUAGCAUGAUUUAUGUAUUAGUUUGAGAACAAAUCAA
This is a messenger RNA of Myxozyma melibiosi, 1273 nucleotides long. Its product is annotated as phosphatidylinositol transfer protein SFH5. Gene Ontology annotation, biological process: Golgi to plasma membrane protein transport; regulation of exocytosis. Gene Ontology annotation, molecular function: phosphatidylinositol transfer activity. Gene Ontology annotation, cellular component: cytosol; plasma membrane; cortical endoplasmic reticulum. The transcript has a single exon. Lineage: Eukaryota; Fungi; Ascomycota; Lipomycetes; Lipomycetales; Lipomycetaceae. The coding region runs from base 193 to 1113 and encodes 306 amino acids. The record is from RefSeq and is a predicted model, not a curated record.